Lucilia cuprina (Australian sheep blowfly) is the source of this 372-nucleotide messenger RNA. RefSeq lists its product as uncharacterized. NCBI's taxonomy places the organism in Eukaryota, Metazoa, Arthropoda, Insecta, Diptera, Calliphoridae. The coding region runs from base 1 to 372 and encodes 123 amino acids. The transcript has a single exon. The record is from RefSeq and is a predicted model, not a curated record.
AUGGUCACUCAUGGCACUACCUAUGAAAUCCUAAGAAACUUACGUUUGCUUAACGAUCCUGCAUAUCAACUGUCUCGUGACGAUAGUCUUAAAUUGAUUCGAGCCGAUUUACAAAAACAUUUAAAAACCGCAUAUGAUACCAAGCAGAGAACCUAUAACUUGCGUGUUAGACCUCAAACCUUCCAAACAGGACAAAUAGUUUUUAGAAGAAAGUUUGAAAAGAGUAGUAGUGAGAAAAAUUUCAAUUUUAAAUUAGCUCCACUGUUUAUUAAAUCUAGAGUGAAAGAGAAGGUUGGAAGUCACUAUUAUGUCUUGGAAGACCUUAAUGGCAAAGUGGUUGGUACCUUUCAUUCAAAAGAUAUACGUAUCUGA